AGGCGGAGCCGCGCAGGGAGGAUCCCGGGACGAGCCGCGGCGGAGCGGCCAUCGCUCGGCACCGCCCGCCGCGGGGACGCGGCUGCACCGGGCCGGGGGGCCCCCGCGCCGCCGUGUCGGGGUGACCCGGCCCGAGCCGCCCCGUUCAGCCGCGGGGAUGGCCGCCCGCAUCCUGCACCGCCUGCGGCACGCGCUGUCCCGGGAGGGCGGCCGGGAGGAGCGGGCGCACGGCGGCUCCGGGGCCGAGGACUGCCCGGAGAGCUCGGAGCUGGAGGACGACACCGAGGGGCUGUCGACGCGCCUCAGCGGCACCCUGAGCUUCACCAGCCACGAGGAGGAGGAGGAGGAGGAGGAGGAGGAGGAGGAGGAGGAGGAGGAGGGGGGUGCUGGAGAGGAGCUGGGGCAGCCACCGCAACCGGCCGGGGCGGCAGCGGGUGCAGAGGAUGGAGGCAGAGUGGGGUGCGGCGGCGGAGCGGCCCGGCGGCAGCCUGCUGACCCGGCAGCUGCAGGAGCUGUGGCGGAGGUCGCGGGGCAGCCUGGCACCGCAGCGGCUGCUCUUCGAGGUCACCAGCGCCAGCGUGGUCAGCGAGCGCUCCUCCAAGUACGUGAUGAGCCUCAGCUCUACACCAUCUACCUGAUCCGCUCCGGCCGGUUCGACAAGGCCCCCGCCGCCAUCGCCCGGCGCUACUCGGACUUCGAGCGGCUGAACCGCCGCCUGCGCCGCCGCUUCGGCUGCGACAUGGCCGGCGUCGCCUUCCCCAGGAAGAGGCUGCGCCGGAACUUCACCGCCGAGACCAUCGCCAAGCGGAGCCGAGCCUUCGAGCAGUUCCUGUCCCACCUGCACUCCAUCGCCGAGAUCCGCCGCUCCCCCGAGUUCCUCGAGUUCUUCUUCCUGCAGGACCUGCGUGCCGCGCAGCGCCUGACCUGCACCGGCAUGUACCGCGAGGCCCUGGCCACCUGGGCCAACGCCUACCGGCUGCAGGACCGGCUGGGGGCCUGCGGCUCCGGCCGCUUCCUCCUGACGCUGGCCGGGCUGGCCGUUUGCCACCAGGAGCUGGACGAGCUCGGCGAGGCCCACGGCUGCUGCGAGCAGGCGCUGCAGCUGCUGGAGGCGCAGGGCAGCCACCCGCUGCUGGGGCCCUUCCUGCAGGCCCACGUCCACCUGGCCUGGAAGGUGGGCAAGGACAAGCGGCGCUCGGAAGCCCGGCUGCAGGACCUGCGGGAGGCCGGGCCGCCGCUGCAGCCGCAGCCCACGCUCAAGGAGUGCCUCAUCAAGGAGCCUCUGGAGUGAGCGGCCCGGCGCCGGCAGCGGGGCGCGGGGGGCUCCAGCCCCAGGGCAGCGAGGGCGAUGCCUCGAAAAUGCACUUUCUCCGUGGUUAGCCUGUCCCGCGGGGCCGGGUGCUGCCACCCGCACUGCCGGGAGCCGGCUGCCCCUCCCAGGAGCGGCCAGGACAGCAGCCGGGACGUACUGGCACUGCGCAAGGGAGCGGGGAGGCUUCUGGGCAGGGUCCGGGGCUCUUGCCAGGAGCUUCCCAUAAAACUCAUACAAUAACAAGGACUUUAUUAAAUAAAGUCGUGGUAGGAAGAAGA
Messenger RNA from Tyto alba (common barn owl), 1590 nucleotides. It is a transcript of the gene SNX21, whose product is annotated as sorting nexin family member 21. Gene Ontology annotation, cellular component: early endosome membrane. Gene Ontology annotation, molecular function: protein binding; phosphatidylinositol phosphate binding. Bases 158 to 1291 code for a protein of 377 amino acids. NCBI's taxonomy places the organism in Eukaryota, Metazoa, Chordata, Aves, Strigiformes, Tytonidae. The record is from RefSeq and is a predicted model, not a curated record. Gene Ontology annotation, biological process: protein transport. The transcript has 4 exons.